AUGACCAUCUCAUUCUCAGUCACACCCAAAGCUCGGAUCGUACCCAGUCUUCCAUCGACUCGAAUACUCAUCUACACCUUCCUAUUCACCCAGCUCUGUACUUCCGUACGCUCCUCGUCGUGUUACUACGACAGCUUCACCGGUAGGACCGUCUGUGAUGGUCUCUCUUAUGGUGCCCGGCUCGCAAUCGCCGCUGCUAUCACCGUCAGAUCUCCUAUGUCGUCCGCAAGCGCUUCUACGGCGCCCAGAACACCUCCUCCUGUCUCAGCCGGUUACUACGGUCCACCCCAGACUUCUUAUCCUCCCAAUGUAGCCUACGCCCAACAGCCCAAUCUAUAUCCCGGUGCACCUCCACCCGCGCCCGCUUAUGCUCCCCCUCCUGGGCCACCCCCACCUGGCUACAACCCUGACUUUUAUAAACAAGGCCCCCCACCGGUACCCCAGCAUCCAUGA
Molecule: messenger RNA, 453 nt
Organism: Puccinia graminis f. sp. tritici CRL 75-36-700-3
Lineage: Eukaryota; Fungi; Basidiomycota; Pucciniomycetes; Pucciniales; Pucciniaceae
Exons: 3
Coding region: 1-453 (150 amino acids)
Source: RefSeq, a predicted model, not a curated record